GGUCGAGAAAACCAGAACAUUAGCGCUUAUACGCACAUAUACCUCUGCACGUACAUAUUCCACGAUUUUUCAGUAGGUGGCAGCUAAAAGCCUGGCUGAGCCUGGCAGUCGCCAUUUAGGCGACCAGCAGAGGCUGGAGUGGGUGGGUGAGAGCAGAAGGAGGCAGGCUGCGGUCCGGGCAGCGGAGCAUCGUGCGGGCACCGCGGCGGGGGCGGCAGCGGAGCGGAGCCGGGAGCAGGAGCGGAGCCGAGCCCUUGGCACAGACACGGCUGCUCUCUGCUGCAGGGAGCCCAGGGCACGGAGCGAACAGCUGCUGCGAUGACAGGCAGAAACUGAAGAGCGUUCGAAGCUCUCUGCUCCUACACAGGUUUUCCCCCCUAGCUGAGCAAGUGACACGCAGAGAAACAUGCCUGAGCAAAGCAAUGAUUAUAGGGUAGUUGUGUUUGGAGCUGGAGGAGUGGGGAAAAGUUCUUUGGUCUUGAGAUUUGUGAAGGGCACUUUCAGAGAGAGCUACAUCCCUACCAUAGAGGACACCUAUCGGCAGGUGAUCAGCUGUGACAAGAGCAUAUGCACUUUGCAGAUAACUGACACUACAGGCAGCCAUCAAUUCCCAGCCAUGCAACGCCUCUCCAUUUCUAAGGGACAUGCUUUUAUUUUGGUUUACUCUAUCACCAGCCGGCAGUCCUUGGAGGAGCUCAAGCCAAUCUACGAACAAAUAUGUCAGAUUAAAGGAGACAUAGAAAGCAUUCCAAUAAUGCUGGUGGGGAACAAAAAUGACGAGAACCAAAAUCGAGAGGUAGAAAGCAGUGAAGGAGAAGCCAUGGCUAAGAAGUGGAAAUGUGCCUUCAUGGAGACCUCUGCCAAGACGAACCACAAUGUGAAAGAGUUAUUCCAAGAGUUGCUAAACCUGGAGAAACGCAGGACUGUGAGUUUGCAAAUUGAUGGCAAAAAGAGCAAGCAACAGAAAAGGAAGGAGAAGCUGAAAGGAAAGUGUGUGGUGAUGUGAAAUUUCACUAUCAGAAAACAGCUGUGAAGUCAUCUGACAACAAGCAUGUAAAACACAUAGACAGCAAACAAUCAUGCAAGACCCUAUUUAUUAGUAUCUGUUUUAAAAGAAAUACUUGGAAAUUGAAAAAAGGAGGUACUGAUUGCUAUGAAAAAAAUGAAAAAUAAAAAUGUGUGUACUCUCGCAAUCAAUUAAAGUAAAUCAGGAAGAAAACAAAAGAUGUCCCAGAGUACCUUAUUUUGUAAUAUCCAAAAAGAAGAAUUUUCAUGAUUCACAUUAUAGGAAAGAUUUGGAAAAUUGACUUAAUAUUAUCUGCAUUUGCAUAUAAUUGCAAGAGAAAGCAAUGUAUAAUAUCUGAAGAAAAACAAAGAAAUGGUUGUGAAGAAACCUAGAACAUACAAAUGCAUGCUGGGUGAUGUUAAUUUCCUUCAAGAUUGCUGUGGAUGAACAAUUCUAUGCCAUUUUCAUAACUGACUGGUGGUAGAGUGUGCAUAAGACCAUCAUGCAUCACCUGAAUAAAUGAACAAUGCACAGUAAAAGCAAGUAUGGGGAUAGCAGUUAAAAAGAAUAGAUAUUGUCUCUAUCCACCCAGCACGAUACUUCUUUCUAGCACGAUGAAGUGUUUAAACUGAAGGUUGUGGAAAAGCCAAUCCCUGUAAGAGAGUUGGAGAUCAUCUUUUCUGGGCUCAUUGCUUCAAGAAGUACCUGAGUUUCUGGCCUGAAUACAUUUCAGAAGAGCAGACAUUUGUUUGUGGAGAAUGCCAGAUGGGAAUGGUGUACAUAUAAAACCAGACAGCCUCCCCAGGGAGAGCUGACUGGGUAGUCCCCUACGAAAGCCUCUGUGGGAGAGACUCAGUUCUAAUGCUGCUGCCUGUUGAAUGAACACAUUUAGUGAAUUUAGUGAUUAGUGAAUGAAUGGAAUGUCUUUUGAACUGGUGGUAGCUUUGGAGAAGUUUGGCAUAAUAUACAAAUUAUCAGAUUCACUGAGUGAUGCUUCUUUACAUUACUAUAUUCCAGUUAGAAAGGUUUAUGUUCAAGCCCUAUGAGAUCUAUUGCCUUUAUUGCAUAUUGUCUGAAGUAUUUUAUAUUUGCCAUUUAAACUCAUUAUUUAAACUGCCGUGACUAUUUAUAGAACCAUAUACCUGAAAUUAGUGCCCACAAGAGUCUCUAAAGGGAGGUUUUUUGGGAUAAGCACUACAGGAUCUGGCAUAUUAAGAGUUGUAGUCAGGACUGUGUUGUAAUGCAAUAAAAUAUUCAGAAUAGAAAAUACAUUAUUUAAAACAUCCUGUCAGAGGAAACCAUUCUUCUCGAAACCUUUGAAAGGGGAAAAAGAGUAAAAAUUGUAAGCUUUCCUGGCUGUCUCUCCAAAGCUUUUUAAAAAACUAAUAUGAAUGACUGAAAUAAGUUUCCGUGUGUUGACAAAGGCCAUCUAAAAUAAAAUAAGCACAUACAUUUUUUAAAGGACACAUUAAAUUGUGUAAGUCACAAUUUGUAGGUUAGAAACCCCUUUAAACCAAUAAAAAGAGCCUACCAUAUUUUUAGUAAAUUUUUAUGUCAAGAAACACGGGAAAAUGAAGUCAAUUACUAAUAUUAUUAGCCUGCAUGCUAGUGCAUUAUAAAUAUCUUCCAGGGGAUGCUCAAAUGCAGUGUUUGCAUUAAAAAUUGCUACCUUGUUCCUUUCAGAGUUAUUCCACCUUUCUAGCAAAUGUGCAGACAUUUCAGAGGUAGAGUAAUAGUAUACACAAGCAUUUGCUACUAGCACUGUAUAGAAAGGAGGAAACUUCUGUCAUUCAGUCAGAAGAAAUUCUGGCACCAGUAGAAUUGAGUGUGAAACUCCUACUGAUUUCAAAGAGACAAUUAUUUUUGGUGUUUAUUUCAUUCCAUUAAGAAGAGAAAACUGGAAAGAGCAUGGAAAAAGCUAAAGCUCUUCAUUAACAGUAAAUUCCAGGCUCUUACACAACACUCUUUCUUCAUAAAUCUCAAAGCACUUUGCAAAAAUUACGACACCAUUUUCUUAACUUCUCAGGUGGUGAAAGUGAGGCACAGACAGAGAAAUCAACUGCACAUGGAUUGUCCAGCAGGAUAGUGACAGACCCAGGAACAAAAGCAGAUCUCCUCUGUCACAGCCCAGUGCUCAUUCUGUGUUUUGUCAGGCUGUCUUUUUACAUUCUUAAAUAGCUCCUGAAACACAUAAAGAAGCCUGGUUUGACCUAUACAGCCAAGUGCAUCUUUCUUGACAGUCUGUCAACAGAUCAAAAGGUAUUUCCAGAUCAGGGAUGCAAAACACUUAAAAGCACUAUGUUUAGUAAGACUUUUAUAAAUGUUUAUACAUUUACUCUGUUUGUAAAAAAAUUUGCUGAUGUUACUCAACGUCUCAGCAAUGGAUUCCACAAAUGAAGCUGGAAAAUCAGAAAAAUUAUCAACCUUAAGGCAUAAUGGGGCUCAUACAGAGGUCAAAAGUAGAGAGGUUGCCCUCAGAUGCUAACACACCAGUGCCAAAGGUCAUCAUGCGUGGCACAUGCCUUAGCAGCCAGCAAAGAAUUAUGACAGAAUCUCAAAAAAAAGAAUAAAAGCUAUAUAUAGACCAUUUUAACAUUAUUGCUUGAACUAGACAAAUUAUUUACAUAGUAAAAUAUCUUGCAGAAGUACAAUAUAAGGGGAUCUGAAUUACUUAAAAUGUACUGACUGCAAAGAUAUUACAGGCUGAAAUUUAGCCCUGGACUUAUUUUUUUGAAUGUGCCUCAUAGCAAGAAUAGAAUAAUUGUAUAGCAAAGAUGGAAAUAAAACAAGUAGCUGCCAAUGUUAGGCUUGAGGACCAUACUCCUUUAGUCCCCAGCUGACUCCUCACCUGCUACAUAAGCCAUGAAGUAUUUCAUGGACUUGCAUGCAUCAAAGCAAGGCCAGAACAGAAGCAAUAUUACUCAAGGACCACAGACUCAAAAGAGAGCAUAUUUUAUACCCUUGCAUUGCCAUCCUAGUUUCUACUAUUAGAUUUUACAUAUAUUGUAUACACGUGAGCUGGUUUAAAACAUUUGUUUUGCUAUUACAUAUAGAAUUAUUUUUUUUUAUAUGAAAAAAAUAAGGUAGAUCAAGAGUAUAUAAAGCUUUAUUACAUUUUGUGUUUUAUUUAAGAAUGUGGUAUCAAUAUAAUAGCCUGUUUAAAAUGUAUAUAGAAAAUAUUUAGAACUCGUAAGCUCUACAGUGAAUUUUAGCACCCAGAAAACACAAUCUAGCCAAAAUGAAUCUUUAAAAUGCAUGGGUUUAUAUGUAGAUAUUAAAUAUUACAGUAUAUUGCUGUCAUGAAAAUAUGUUGUGAUUUCUUUAGCAAAUAUUUUGUUUUAAAACUGGAUAGGAAGUCAUUUGUGUCUAUUAGUUUCCAUGCUUGUGGUGAUGGUCUAAACAUUCAAAAUAAAGUUUUAAAUCU
Oenanthe melanoleuca is the source of this 4430-nucleotide messenger RNA. It is a transcript of the gene DIRAS2, whose product is annotated as DIRAS family GTPase 2. Gene Ontology annotation, cellular component: plasma membrane. Gene Ontology annotation, molecular function: GTP binding; GDP binding; GTPase activity. The record is from RefSeq and is a predicted model, not a curated record. NCBI's taxonomy places the organism in Eukaryota, Metazoa, Chordata, Aves, Passeriformes, Muscicapidae. Bases 407 to 1006 code for a protein of 199 amino acids. The transcript has 2 exons. Gene Ontology annotation, biological process: signal transduction.